Messenger RNA from Naegleria fowleri, 2028 nucleotides. RefSeq lists its product as uncharacterized. The transcript has a single exon. The record is from RefSeq and is a predicted model, not a curated record. The coding region runs from base 1 to 2028 and encodes 675 amino acids. Lineage: Eukaryota; Heterolobosea; Eutetramitea; Acrasida; Naegleriidae.
AUGUCGGCCACAGUUUCUUGUGGGAAAUUUUUCAUCGCUGCCGUGAUGAUGUUGAGCCUUUUUCUGCUUCAUCAUCAUCAGGUGAGUGGUAUUCAAACAUGCACCAAUUUAAAUGCUGUAGCUGAAGCGGUAAAUUCAAAAGACUAUAUUCAAUAUAUUGUUGAUCAACAGCCAAUUGAUGAAUAUUAUACAGCCUAUGUGAGCCGAAAUGAAGAUGUGGACUACAAUACGAUGAAUGUUUCUAGAUCCUCCAGCUGGGUUAUGAGUACCUUGUUGCAAUCCGACAGUGAUACCUACAUUAUUGCCGAUGACACGUUGUUGCCAUAUCCCAAUGUCACUUUUGUAGGAAUUUCAAAUGUCAUCACUACCAAAUAUUUGGUUCAAGUGAAUAGCGACUACAAGUACCAUAGUGAUAUAGAAACAAUGGGAGUAGUGGCUUCAUCACCAAUUGUCCAACUUGAUACUUCCAAUAUUCUUUCCGACAAUCAAUUAGAAACUGUGGCUGCUUCGAAAUCAUUGAAAACCUCUGAUUUCCCAAUUCUGAAGGAUGAUGUUAAAGUUGUUACCAUCAACCAUACUGCCUUCGUUUCCAUUGUUCCAUUCCUCUCGAAACAAUCCGUGAAUUUUGCAAUUUUGGAUAUCAACUCUACCACUCUUCCGGUUCCUUCCUACAAUCAAACUUUGGGCGCUUUUUCAUUUGUUUUCCCAUCCGAUUUGAUUAUCAAUGAACCAAUUUAUGAUAUUAACGGAACUGUUAUUGGCCAACAAAACCACUUAUCACCUUCUGCUGUCAGCAUUGAAUCAAUUCCUUCAGUUCAAGAUUCCACCAAUUUGCAAAAACUUAUUUCUGUGAGAAUUUUGAGUCUUCAGGUAGUGGAACCAGAGAAAUUUGGUAGCAAGGUCAAUAUCGAUGCUGUUGUUACAUUGGUAACACAAGGAAGUUUGAAAUUCAUCAGAUAUAACAUUCAGACAGAUUCAGACAAUACUCAACCUUCAACUGUGACUGCUAAACCUGUUGCUGCUCGUGUUAUCAUGCCUAAAGUUGAUGCAAAUAAUUUGCCAUUAGGUGCCAAGAUUUUGUUCAAGAAAGAUGUAUUGUACACUCUCAUGACAAUUUCUCGUGACCAACAAAAGGCCUUUGAAAAUUUACAUGGAGUCAAACUCGACUUUGACCCAUCCCAAGAUGUUGCUCCAUUCCUUUUGAUUGUUAACAUUAACACUGGAGCAGUUGCAACUGCGACAAAUCUCGGAAAGAAAUUACUCAAGACCUCUCGCAACUAUGCUACUGAUUUUGCUUUUAGUGGAGAAGAUGAUGUUAUUAUUGUUGGUAACAGUGAAGAUAUUACCUAUGAGUCAGGUGUUGAAGAGUACAAGAAUGUGCAAUCAUUCUAUGUUUAUUACUCACACAAUUCAGUCGUUGCUGCUGGAUACUUUGGAAACUCGCUUUUCAUUAAGCGUGAUACUACAUUCAUCCACCCAGCAAGCGAGGCCAACUUGCGAUUUAUUGCUCUUGCCACUUCAUUUGCGAUUGAUCAAGUGAAAGGAAAAUUUGUUGUGGGCGGCUAUGUGACUGAUUUUGCUCAACCAUGGCUUUCUAAUGGUAGAUUAUCACUCGUUCAAUUCAAUACCACUUCUUUGAGUAUUGAGAUUUUAUAUAAUAUGCAAGUUGCCUAUGAUGGAUCCAAUCAAGUGAGAAUUAUUCGCAACGCCAUCAAACAAAACCCAAAUGUUAAGGGUGGAAAUCCAGCAGUUUUCAAUGCUGCACUUUCUAUGCAUGGUCCAACCACUCCUCCUCCAGCAAACCCAAUCGAUGACAAAUUCAGAAAUGUUGCAUCAGGAUUCUGGCAAAUGGAUUGUGAACCAAUCAAUUAUGAACUUGCUAAUGAUCUCACAUAUGCAUUCUAUGCCGUUUUCUCUGUUGUUGUUUUCAUCAUGGCUGUCAUUGUCAUUACCUGCUCAGCAUAUGGAUUCUAUUUGUGUAUUAAGGAUUGCAGAAAAGGAGACGAAUAUUCAAAACUCAUUGAGUAA